Molecule: messenger RNA, 1184 nt
Organism: Polychytrium aggregatum
Lineage: Eukaryota; Fungi; Chytridiomycota; Chytridiomycetes; Polychytriales
Product: cysteine synthase
Exons: 6
Coding region: 159-1097 (312 amino acids)
Cellular component (GO): cytoplasm
Molecular function (GO): cysteine synthase activity; L-cysteine desulfhydrase activity
Source: RefSeq, a predicted model, not a curated record
CGCGUCGUCGUCGUCGCCUCUGGGAACGGCUCUGGCCUGCCCUCCCUCGCCCCCCACGCCCGUUUUUUCAUUUUUCAUCCUCAUCUCGGUCGCUGGCACCCACAUUCUCCACUCGACUCUCCUCUGAUCUGUCUCCCGGCUCAAGCCCUCAUCGCACCAUGAUCUACAAGGACAUUCUCGCCACGAUCGGACGCACCCCCAUCGUCCGCAUCAACCGUCUCGCCCCCGAGGGCGUCAACGUGUUCGUCAAGGUCGAGUCCUUCAACCCCAUGGCCUCCGUCAAGGAUCGUCUGGCUCUCGGUAUCAUCGACGACGCCGAACGAAAGGGCCUGCUGAAGCCGGGCAUGACCGUCGUCGAAGCCACCUCGGGCAACACCGGCAUCGCCCUCGCCAUGGUCUGCGCUGCCAAGGGCUAUCCCUUUGUCGCCACCAUGGUCGAGACCUUCUCGGUCGAGCGCAGAAAGCUGAUGAAGUUCCUCGGCGCCAAGGUCGUCCUGACUCCCAAGGAGCUCCGCGGUACCGGCAUGGUCCAGAAGGCCGAGGAGCUCGCCAAGAAGAACGGCUGGUUCCUUACCCGCCAGUUUGCCAACCCUGCCAACCCCGCCUUCCACCGCCAAACCACCGCUUCCGAGAUCCUCUCUGACUUUGCUGGCGACCGUCUCGACUACUUUGUUAGCGGCUGGGGCACUGGCGGCACCAUGACUGGUGUCUCGUCGAUGCUCCGUCUCGCCCGCCCCGACGUCAAGGUCAUCACUUGUGAGCCUGCUGGUGCCUCUCUCCUCGCCGGAAAGCCCUUCACUCCCCACAUGAUCCAGGGUUGGACUCCGGACUUUAUUCCCGAGGUUCUCGACCGCAGCGCAUAUGACGAGGUUCUGCCCGUCAACGAUGCCGAUGCCAUCGCCACUUCCAAGGCCCUGGCCCGCCAGGAAGGUAUCGCCGUCGGCAUUUCGUCGGGCGCCACCUUCCACGCUGCCCUCCAGGUCGCCAAGAUCGCCCCCAAGGGCUCCAACAUCCUGGUCAUGCUCCCCGACACUGCCGAGCGCUACCUCAGCACCCCUCUCUUUGCCGACAUUACCGAGGCCAGCGACGAAGUCUAAGCUCCUCCUCCAUGCCGGUGCUGGAGAGAAACAGCAUCGCUGCCAACGCAGCAUCCGUCAAUACAGCCAAUGCGUUUUUUGUUUGAA